AUGCAAUAAGGUUCAUACAUUUACAAUAGUCCUCUUGGAUAAUUAGAUGAUUUUAGGAAAGAAGUUAGAGCAAAAAUUAAUCAUAAACAUGAGUAACCUAAGCAGUUCUCUUUUUAAUAAAAUAAUACAUCUACCAUUUAACAAUUACUUAGAUAGAGCAUCCCUUCUAAAUAAAAUAAUGAACUAAAUAAAUCUCAAGAAUCUUCACUUUCUUUACAUUAAAAAUCUGGCAGAUUAUCUUUUCAAAGAUCUAGUCUUGAUUUAGGAAAACCAACUUAAAAGUAUCCUUAUAACAAUAAUUUAGCAUUCUUUAUCCAAAAAUAUAAUUAUAAGACAUUUUACCUUUAAAUAAAAUUCUUGAAUUGUAACGAGCUAUGAAUAAUUACGAUUAUCCUACAAACAAUAAGUAUUCAUUGUUUUCAAAAUUUAGUUAUUUUAUAGAACUUAAAAAACUAGCUAAAAUUGUAUUAAGGGAGACUUAAGGAUGA
Molecule: messenger RNA, 488 nt
Organism: Paramecium sonneborni
Lineage: Eukaryota; Ciliophora; Oligohymenophorea; Peniculida; Parameciidae
Source: the annotation of a GenBank genome assembly